CCCAUAUAUGUUAGUGUGUAGUUUUCAUUGCUGAGCUCCCCCUGGUGGUUGAUGAUUUAAACUUUAUCUCUUUGGUACCCAUGUGAGCAGGGGAGAGGCAAAGAAGAGGUCAGUCCAUACUGAUUACUUAGCGAGAGGAACUACAAAUACCAGAAGCUCUCGGGACAGCCAUCGAAGGACCCCAGGAUAUUCCAACAAAUUCACUAUUUCCUAAAUAUCUAUUUUUUUUUAAAGUAAAGCUCUAAUCUCCAGAAAUAUUUUUGUGAAUUGACUGAUGUGGCUUUUCUAGCAACUGUUAUUUUUCUUUUUGGUGUGUGUUAAUUUCUACCUCAUAGCAAAGACACAGCAAAAAAGGAAGGACCCAGACCUUUAAUCCUGUUUUGCAGUGGAUUUAAGAAGAAACAAUUGCAACAGACUGGAAUUAGCCAAUGGAAAAGCUCCUGAAAAUCGAACUGAAGACCUCCAUUCUGAAGGCAUUUGGGAGCGCAGGAGGAGGGUAUAUUAGCCAAGGGCAGAGCUAUGAAACUGACAGCGGGCGAGUGUUUGUGAAAAUCAAUCACAAGCCUCAGGCUAGAAAAAUGUUUGAAGGUGAAAUGGCAAGUUUGGAAGCUAUCCAGAAAACCAGCACACUGAGGGUGCCCCAGCCCAUUAAAGUGAUUGACCUUCCAGGAGAGGGUGCGAUGUUUGUCAUGGAAUACCUGAAGAUGAAAAAUCUCAGCAAACACCCUGCAAAGCUGGGAGAGCAGAUAGCAGAUCUUCACCUUCACAACCAGAAACUUGGAGAGAAAUUAAAAAAGGAAGGAAACACUGUUGGUAAAGGUGCAGGACAUUCUGAACCUCAGUAUCUGGAUAAAUUUGGAUUCCAUACAGUCACAUGCUGUGGCUUUAUACAGCAGGUGAAUGAAUGGCAAAGUGAUUGGCCUACUUUCUUUGUAUGUCAUCGACUCCAAGCUCAAAUGGAUUUGAUUGAGAAAGCUUAUGGAGACAGAGAAGCAAGAGAACUGUGGUCACAGCUUAAGCUGAAGAUUCCUGAGAUGUUCUGUGAUGUGGAGAUUGUCCCCGCUCUUCUUCAUGGGGAUUUGUGGGCAGGAAAUGUUGCUGAGGAUGAUUUUGGCCCAAUUGUCUUUGAUCCUGCUUCCUUCUAUGGACAUUCUGAAUUUGACUUAGCGAUUGCUGGGAUGUUUGGUGGCUUUAGCAGCUCUUUCUUCUCUGCCUAUCACAGUAAAAUCCCCAAAGCUCCAGGUUUUGAGAAACGAAACAAGUUGUACCAGCUCUUUAAUUAUAUAAACCACUGGAACCAUUUUGGGAUAGAGUACAGGGGAUCUACUCUAAAUGUAAUGAGAAAGCUCUUAAAAUAACCAUUUAGAGGUGUUCCUCAAAGAGAAUCUAUCACAGCCUCUUACUAAUUCAGGUGGCCUACUUGUUGAUAGGAACACAAGCUAGAAAGAGUGAAACAUUGAUGAGAAACCCACAUGGCAUAUGUAAAAGACAAGGGGGUCUUUGUACACAUUUGAGCCCACUAAAUGCUUGCAGUGGUUGUGUAAUUUCUGCAUCAUGUUCUAGUUUACUAGCAUAUAUCACAUUUGUUAGUUAGGAGAUUGUGCAUAGUCUGUUGUUCAGUUGGUGAAACUCUACAUGUUUGAAAGCAGUUUGAUUUACAGCCUAAUCUCAUUCUCCAUGGGAUAACCUAGUUUUCCUCACUCUUUUAUCACUCUUUGCCCUUCCUGCCCUAUAAGGAUUUUAUUGUGGGGUUGUGGUAUUGGAAGUAAUAACUAAUUUAUCACUUCUUCCUCCUCUUGCUUUUCCAUUUUACUUUUCUCCUCUUUCUCUAUUCUCCUCUGUUCCCCUCUACCUACCUUCUAAAGGAUCAGCUCCAACAUCUGUUGAAGUCAGUGGGAGACUUUUUUUGGCUUUGAGGGCAGUUGAACUGUGUUCUAAUUCAUUUGCAUAGUGCAGUCUAUGAGUUAGUAUUUCUUACAUUUAUUUUAAAUUAAAAUUCAUGACUUUCCUUUCUAAAGGAAAAAUUCAGUUCAACUGAUACCUCCUAAGAGUAGGUCUCUGUGCCUAUUGUAGAAUGAAAUAUAUAAACAG
Messenger RNA from Chelonoidis abingdonii (Abingdon island giant tortoise), 2091 nucleotides. RefSeq names its product fructosamine 3 kinase (gene FN3K). The record is from RefSeq and is a predicted model, not a curated record. Gene Ontology annotation, biological process: fructosamine metabolic process. Lineage: Eukaryota; Metazoa; Chordata; Testudines; Testudinidae.